UGUUUUUUUCUGUUGAUCGGCCUCUCUGUUUUUGUGUUGAGUAAGCUUUCUUUCUGAAAGAAGUUUUCGUUCUUAGUUUCUGGUAUUCUCUGUACAGGAAAUGGGGGGAAGGUGUGAUGAAUGCAGAUCAAGCGAUGAGUAUGUUUAUUGGACCCACUUCCAGUCCAGACAGUUCUUUCAGAUCCUCACCAACGAUUUCGAUCAGAAGCUUAACAUUCCCCCAAAAUUCAUGCACCACGUAAAGAAAGAAAUCUCGAGCUCCGUCUCUCUUAGAGGUCCAAGUGGGAAAACUUGGAAAGUUGAAAUUGUGAUGGAUGAGGAUGGCCGCUGCUUCUUUCAACACGGUUGGAAUACAUUUGUUCAGGAAAAUAGUCUGAAAGAGAAGAACGUCUUGGUUUUCAGAUACACCGGGAACUCGAUUUUCGAUGUCUUACUGUUUGAUCAGUUUAGCCUCUGUGAGAAGGUGAGCUCGUAUUUCCCAAGCAAGUGCGGAUGUAAUCUGAAAGAAAGUUCAACGGAGAGCUCUGUAGAAUUUAUAUAUUCAUCUGUAGUGGAUGUGGAUGAAAGAAAAAGAGGACGGGGAGGACGUGGUAUUAAAUGCUCUCCAUCAUUCAGAAGUAAAGGGAAAGAGGCCGAGAGAUCAGAACCAUUUAGUUGGCGUAAUACAUCUCAAGCUAAAAGGAAGAAGAUUGAGAAGAAGAGUGCCACACCUCUCCCUGCUAAGCGGAAACCCAAAAGAGAAGAACCUGCGGAUUAUUCAGGUGAUGAAGAAUUAUCUGAAAGCUUAAACCGGGCGUUUCAUAUACACUUUCUAUCAAAAAGACGACCUGUUACUGAAGUGGAGAUGCUGAGGACCCUUGAAUUGGCCAAUGAAGCUUUAGUUUUGUCAGAAACAAGUUUCAAAAUAGUUAUGCAACCAACCCAUGUGUAUAAGAGAUUUUACCUGACAAUCCCAGCUGCGGCUGUGAGAAUGCAUUUUCUUCCUAGAAGUGAAGAUGUCAUUCUUUCGGUAGAUGGAAAGACUUGGCGUGUGAUGUUUCGUUCGCGAUCACCCGGUCAAGGAGCCUUUUUAAACGGAUGGCCAAAAUUUGUAUUGCAUAACAACUUGGAAGAAGGCGAUGUCUGCGUUUUCGAGGUUGGGAAGAGAAGGAAUAACUUUUUACACAUUGACGUAAAGAUUUUUCGGGUUGUCGAAGAGGUGGUGCCCCUACAGGUCUUUCCUCUGAAAAGUGAAGCAACCGGAGGUGCACAUAAAAGACGCCGUAGGCGAGGCGGGGCUCUGACAGUUUUUUGAGAUGGCAGCUUCAAUUCAGCAGUUAACUAGUUGUGGGGUGGGCAUGGCGUUUGUAAUUGUAGUUAACUAGUUGUGUGUUAGAGCUGCAUUCUUCUUCAUUUUUAGUUUUGACAGUUUUAUUGGGGAUGAUGGUUUUAUGGAGAACUAGCAGUUUCCGCUUUCCACCUGUUUGUAUAUCAUGUCUCCCAAGGCCAUGUUUGUUGGCUGGUGCCCACCUGCCAAAAACGUUAAACCUCUUCCUCUUAGAAAGUGUGUAAGAACAUCGUCACCAAGGUUAUUCAGUCAACUUUUG
Molecule: messenger RNA, 1586 nt
Organism: Nelumbo nucifera (sacred lotus)
Lineage: Eukaryota; Viridiplantae; Streptophyta; Magnoliopsida; Proteales; Nelumbonaceae
Product: B3 domain-containing protein REM16-like
Molecular function (GO): DNA binding
Source: RefSeq, a predicted model, not a curated record